AUGUGUUUCCUCUUGGUCGUUGCCGCCGCCGCUAGCCUCAUCUUGUCCUUGCCGACAGCCAGCGGGGCCGGCGCGAAACCAGGGGCGGCAGCGUCGAUGAAGCGGCCAGGGCGCGAAGGAAGCGACGAGGACAACUCUGUGGAGGUGUGCGUCCUGACUUGGAACCUUGCGGAGGAGAGCCCUCCCGCCGACGACCUGGAGUUCCUCAGGCAAGCAACGCGAGAGACCGACCUCGUGGCCGUGGGGGUGCAGGAGAUCGAGAACCUCAAGCCCAGGAGGAACGAGGGCGGGAGGACAAGAGAGUGGCGUCGGCUGCUGAUGAGGACCCUUGGGAGAGACUUUGUUCGGGUUGGGCACCAUGCGAUGGGAGCGGUGCAGCUGACUCUCUUCGCGCGGAGGGAAGUGCUCGACAGGGUCAAGGUGAUCAAGCUGACGGAGGUGGUGUGCGGCGUCGGGAACGUUCUGCAGAACAAGGGCGGCAUCGGCGCUUACGUCCGCGUGGACCGGACGACGUUCCUCUUCGUGGCAGCGCACCUGGCCGCCCACCAGGGCAAAGUGGAGGAGCGAAACGCCGGCUACUGGCGAAUCGCCACAACGCUUGACCAAGAGAUCCCUCCGGCCUGGGUAACCCAUGCUUCGAGGAAACGCGCCAAGCGUGCGAAGGCGGCGGCGGCAGCGGCGGCCGUAGCGGCAGCGGCGACAUCAACGCAGGAAUCCGAAGAGGACGGCGAGCAACCAUCACCGCCCGUGCCACGGCUGCCGGGGGGAAGAGGAGGGCCGCCAGCGCCCCCGCAGGGGCCCUUCGGAGAUCGCGUGGAUCGCGUGUUCUUUUUCGGAGAUCUCAACUACAGAGUCGAUCUUUCGCGGGAGGACCUAGAGCUCGGGGUUGUUUCGAUUUGUGGCCGGCGGCGGGCAGCCGAGGGGGCGGGGGAGGGGAAGGGGGAAAGAGAGGCGGGCGGGAGAUUCAGACCAGGCAUCACGUACCCGGGUACGGGGGACCUUGACUCCCUGUUGGACUUCGACCAACUAACGCUAGCGCGGAGCCGGGGCGCCGCCUUCAAGGGAUUAUCGGAAGCGCGUGUGACCUUCGAGCCAAGCUACAAGUACGACAAGGGGUCCCAGCAUUUCGACACCUCGCGCAAGAUGCGCCCCCCCGCGUGGACAGAUCGCAUUCUCUUCUCCCCUGCCGGGCCUCUCGGAGUGUCAUCUCUCGCAUAUACGAGUGUCCCAGGCUCUUGCCACAGCGACCACCGACCCGUGUACGCGAAAUUCAGGGUCCGAUUGUCCGACUGA
Molecule: messenger RNA, 1293 nt
Organism: Ectocarpus siliculosus
Lineage: Eukaryota; Phaeophyceae; Ectocarpales; Ectocarpaceae
Source: the annotation of a GenBank genome assembly